Messenger RNA from Fukomys damarensis (Damara mole-rat), 2474 nucleotides. It is a transcript of the gene Senp2, whose product is annotated as SUMO specific peptidase 2. The record is from RefSeq and is a predicted model, not a curated record. Lineage: Eukaryota; Metazoa; Chordata; Mammalia; Rodentia; Bathyergidae. The transcript is spliced from 16 exons. Gene Ontology annotation, cellular component: nucleus. Gene Ontology annotation, molecular function: deSUMOylase activity. The coding region runs from base 137 to 1666 and encodes 509 amino acids. Gene Ontology annotation, biological process: protein desumoylation.
CGUGUUUUCUACAGUGGACACUGAUGAAAUACCAGCUAAAAGACCAAGAUUAGAUUGCUUUAUUCACCAAGUGAAAAACCAUCUGUACAAUGCUGCCAGCUUGUUCGGAUUCUCAUUCCAGCUGACCGCGAAGCCCAUGGUGACUUCUGCUUGUAAUGGGACACGGAAUGUGGCCCCUUCGGGAGAGGUAUUUUCGAACUCUUCAUCUUGUGAACUGACAGGUUCUGGAUCCAGGAACAACAUGCUGAAACUGGGUAAUAAAUCUCCUAAUGGAAUAAGCGAUUAUCCAAAGAUCAGAGUGAUGGUAACGCGAGAUCAGCCACGGAGAGUCCUGCCUUCCUUUGGUUUCUCUUUGAACUCCGAAGGCUACAAUAGAAGACCGAGUGGCCGUCGCCAUAGCAAAGGCACUGCGGAGAGUUCCUCCUUGUGGAGACCUCAGGAGCAGGCUGUCACCGAGAUGGUUUCUGAAGAGGGCGGCAAGGGGCUGAGGCGUCCCCACUGUACCGUGGAGGAAGGCGUUCAAAAAGAAGAACGAGAGAGGUACCAGAGGUUAUUAGAGCGACUUAAAGAAGGUGGUCACGGAAGCUCUGUCCCUCCUGUGACUUCACACCAUCACAGCUCUCAAAGAAGUCACGUGGACACGUUAAAGACCAAAGGCUGGGGGGAAGAGCAGAAUCACGGAGUCAGAGCGACUCAGUUUGUCCCAAAACAGUAUAGAGCUUUUGAAAACAGGGGACCUCUCUGUCCAGUGAGAAGUGAAAAAAGGUGUUCAAAGGGGAAAAUUUCUGAUAUGGAAAAGAUGAUUGGAAUCCGACUGGAAAAUGAAGGUAGGAGGGGACACCAGCUGGAGCCUGAUCUGUCGGAAGAAGUGUCAGCCCGACUCCGCCUGGGCAGCGGAAGCAAUGGCUUUCUCAGAAGGAAAAUGUCGAUACUUGAGGCAAAGGAAAAGAAUUUCUCAGGCAAAGAGAGGGACAGAAGAACAGAUGAUCUCCUUGAACUGACAGAGGACAUGGAGAGAGAAAUCAGUAACGCCCUGGGCCAUGGCCCUCAGGAUGAGAUCCUGAGUAGUGCUUUCAAGCUGCGGAUUACUCGGGGAGAUAUCCAGACCCUAAAGAACUAUCACUGGCUUAAUGACGAGGUCAUUAAUUUUUACAUGAAUCUUCUAGUGGAAAGAAAUAAAAAGCAAGGCUACCCAGCCCUUCACGCAUUCAGUACUUUCUUCUACCCUAAAUUAAAGUCUGGGGGUUACCAAGCCGUGAAAAGAUGGACCAAAGGAGUGAAUCUCUUUGAGCAAGAGCUUAUCCUGGUGCCCAUCCAUCGGAAGGUGCACUGGAGCCUGGUGGUGAUGGACCUAAGAAAAAAGUGUCUUAAAUAUCUGGAUUCUAUGGGACAGAAAGGCCACAGGAUCUGUGAGAUUCUCCUUCAGUAUUUACAGGACGAAAGCAAGACCAAAAGAAACAUUGAUCUGAAUCUGUUAGAGUGGACACGCUACAGCAUGAAGCCGCACGAGAUUCCUCAACAGCUAAAUGGAAGUGACUGUGGAAUGUUUACUUGUAAAUAUGCGGACUAUAUUGCUAGGGACAAACCUAUCACAUUUACGCAGCACCAGAUGCCUCUGUUCCGGAAGAAGAUGGUGUGGGAAAUCCUGCAUCAGCAGCUGCUUUGAGAAUGUUGCCCGCUCCCUCCGGCCACUGGCGGUUUCUUCCCAGCGGUCUCCACAUACCUCAUGCAUCUUGGGUUACCAAGUCCCUGCGCCGUUCUGUUCUCCCACAGGUACUGAGCUGUCACCGUGCAUGGAGGCCUCUUGGGAUGCAGAGGGGCUGCUUGCGACCCUGACUGUAAGGCUGUGCCUGCUUGGAGCCCUGGACUGUUCAGCCCACACACGAACAAACGCUAAUCAAUGUUUUCUUGUUUUAAAGAGUCAUUUCCCUGUGAAUGUGGGAAAUGCAGGAUUUAUGCUAUGAAUUGUUUUUUCCGUGUGUUUGUUCACGUGUAUUCAUUCGCUCACUCGUUUGCAAAUGUUGGGCAGUGGCCAUUUUCCACUGCCUGUGACAGUUAACUCUAAAUGAUGUGCUUGAACUAUUUAUUUCUGAGAGGAAUGUCGAUCAAAGUGCUGCUCCCUGCUGAAGAUCAGGAGGGACAGCUGCAGGGCGGGACGGCAGCAGGCAGAGCUGACGCGGAGUGGUAACCACCACCCCGGAGUUAGCCUGUCCUCUGUUUGAGGCAGAAACCCUUUGGCAGGGCGUGGUCCACAACAAGUCUGAUGGCUGCGUGGCUCCGUGCUGUGCGAAGCGGCUGUAGCCACGGAGCUCUGGCUCUCCGCGGUCUUCAGAAUUGUGUUGUGGUCAGCAGGUGACCCGGCUCACUCUUAAAACUGGAUUCCAAGUAACCGUAAACCCUAAAUCUUCACUUUGUCCCAGAUCUGGUUGAGUAUAAACCUCGGAAUCGUAAGGGCUGGCCUGAGCUGUUUAUUU